Molecule: messenger RNA, 756 nt
Organism: Fonsecaea nubica
Lineage: Eukaryota; Fungi; Ascomycota; Eurotiomycetes; Chaetothyriales; Herpotrichiellaceae
Exons: 2
Coding region: 1-756 (251 amino acids)
Source: RefSeq, a predicted model, not a curated record
AUGUCGGCUCCCUAUCUGUUUCGUGUUCUCUCUGAACCCUCCGGAUUGGACCGUCAGAGUUGGGAGAAAUGGUAUUGUUCCGAAAACAUACCCAGCCUGGUCAAAGCAAAGGCUGUUACACGGGCAGCAUUGUACGAGGCGUUCGAUGACUAUCCGCUUGCCACCAAGACGCCGAUUCAAGUGGGCCAGACCGCUUUACACGAUGUCAAAGUUACGCACACCAAUAUUGAGCCUCCGACCGAGAAGACUUUCCUCGCAAUGUGUCAGGUCGAGGAUCCGGCGUCAGCAAGAGAAGAACACUCGAAGAGGAUUGCUCAGACUAGUGAAGUCCUUGCAGGAAAACCUCCAAAGUCUUGUGCCACAUGGGAUUCACGAAUCUACAAGCUAAUCCAGGACUUCGACCCGAAAGGCCUUGGACACACGCCCGCGCCUUACAUUCUCAACGUCCAAAUGGAGCCAGCUGAUGAUGACGAUUACAACACGUUUUACCGGGAUGAACACCUAUACAUGCUCUCAAGAGUCCCCGGCUAUCGUCGCUCGCAGCGCUACCAGUUGGUGUCUUCGGACGAUGUCAACCUCUCGGCGGUACCUAGAUUCAUGGCAGUCCAUGAAUUCGAGUCUCUGGAUGCGUUGGAUGGGCCUGAACUCAGAGAAGCGGAUGCCAGCCCAAAUACACACCGGGUCAUUGGUAAUGCUAAAGGGGUGAGUGUUAGGGGAUUCAAAUUUGUCAAAGGGUUUGGAGAUAUGAAAGGGUAG